UUUAUCGAGAUUUGUUUUAUAAUGACAGUCAAACAUUUGCAUUUGACAGCAUUUUAGGAUCUAUAUUGGGUUCGGUUAGACUGGAAACGAAACCAACAAGAAAAAUUAUAAAAGUAUAUUUUGUCAAUUUUGUUAACUAAAUUGCAAGAAUUUUACAACAUUAUGGUCGGCGAAAUCCCAGACAAACUUCAAAUUGGCCCCAAAGAAGGUAUACAGUAUCCCUUAUCGGUUCAGUACUGUGGAAACUGUUCGAUGCCACUGGAAUAUUGCGAGUACUAUCCAGAUUACGAAAAAUGCAAACAAUGGCUGCGAAAGAAUCUACCAGGGGAAUUUGAACGAAUUAAUUUGGGAGCUGCAGAUACUGGAGCAACUAAACCAGCUCCUGGUGGAGGUGAAGGAGCAGCAGCAACGGAAGAAGGGGCCGGUGAAGAAGACAAAAAGCGCCAAAAGCGUGGUGGGAAAGGUAUCAUGAAAACCAAAAAGGUCAAGGAAGAUGGACCGAAAAAGGUUUGCGUUUCUCGUUCUGCUCGUGGCAGGAAAAAGUCAGUUACGGUUGUUACCGGAAUGGCAACCUUUGAUAUCGAUCUUAAAGUGGCCGCAAAAUUUUUUGGAACCAAAUUUGCGUGCGGUUCAUCGGUAACCGGGGAUGACGAAAUUGUCAUUCAAGGCGAUGUAAAAGACGAUUUGUUCGAUGUUAUUCCUGAGAAAUGGCCAGAAAUUGAUGAAGAUUUUAUUGAAGAUCUGGGAGAUCAGAAACGAUAGAUCAAUUCUAGGUUUUAAUCUCCUACAAAAUCCGUAAAGUAUCAUAUUUAAAAAUAAAAACAAUAACAUGUUGGCUCAAA
Malaya genurostris is the source of this 842-nucleotide messenger RNA. RefSeq names its product density-regulated protein homolog (gene DENR). Gene Ontology annotation, molecular function: mRNA binding; translation initiation factor activity. The transcript is spliced from 2 exons. The coding region runs from base 163 to 762 and encodes 199 amino acids. Gene Ontology annotation, biological process: translation reinitiation; formation of translation preinitiation complex. NCBI's taxonomy places the organism in Eukaryota, Metazoa, Arthropoda, Insecta, Diptera, Culicidae. The record is from RefSeq and is a predicted model, not a curated record.